ACUGUACUCGGGGCAUCAGGCCUGAGUAUUUAACUGAAGAAAAGACAUUUAAAGUCAAACGUGAUCUCUCAAAUGAUCUUUUUAUCUUUGUCCUGAAACACAUAGACAAAGACAGACUUCAGGUGGGACAGAACUCUUCCACCGUCCUCCUCCGUCUGAAUGUCAGCGGGAUAUUUCCCACAGUAAUAGGAAUAAUAACGCCUGUUGACCAGUUAAACACAGUAGCAGUAAUUAUCCUGUAGGGCAGAUGAACAUGAGCUAAUACACAGUGGUCAAUGCCUGGAGACAGGGAGGAACCGCCGUUGACUUGUUGACUUUUUAAUAUUUAGCCUUUGAUCAUCAUGAACUUCCAUGUUUUCAGGCCAUCAGCUCAGAGUAUUUAACUGUGGAAAAGAUUGCACUGACAUCCAGACGGAGGAGGAAGAGUUGUCACACCUGAGCCACCUCUUACACUGCAUCAGUGAGCCUUGCACCAUGCGUCCUGCUGGGAUCACCGCCUGCCUUCUGGUGGUGUUGAUGCCCAUGUCAGCCACUACACAGUUGACACCUGAAGAAAUGUGCAGUACCAAAUAUAAAGUUCCAUGUACAAAAGACAUGGGUAAAGGCUGGUACCAGAUGGGUCCAAACCGCUGUGUGAAGGCCUUCUUUCACAACGCCCACCUGAGUUUUGAUGACGCAGAGAGAACCUGUCAAAAGUUACCGGGUGGACAUCUGGUGUCAAUCAGGAGCCCUAUAGAGCUGUCUAUAGUGCAAUGUGCCAUGUACAGAGAAACAACUGGAAAAGCUCAUUACUGGAUCGGCCUGAAAAAGCAGAUGCACAAAGUUGCACUUCCGUUUGUUCUUCUGACCUCACAGAGUGAUUAUCAAUUUGUCUGGACUGAUGGAAGUGGACCUUUGUUAGGAUUCUCCCAUUGGGCUAAAAAACAACCAGACAACUUCCUAUGGAGAGAGCACUGCGUUGAGAUGAACUACUGGAGCUGGGGACUCUGGAACGAUGAGCAAUGUUAUCUGGCGAGGCCUUAUGUGUGUUCAAUAAAAGUCUAGUUCAGCAUAAACUUGAAGAGCUGCAGGUGUACCUGUCUGCUUUCACAUCUAUAGAAAUAAAUAUUCAGCAUCAACAUGUCAUGCAUCCUGUUUCUUUUCUGUUUGUACAACCAAUGAUCCCUCUGCCUUCAUGUUAGCAACAGAGCACAAAGCUUCAUGGUGUUACUACGUCAGGACUAACUGAAGGCAGAAUAUGGACUAAAACUAAAACUGGAAAACAAGGAUUUUACGUAGAUUGAACUUGAUAGUUUGAUGUACAAAGUCAUGCUGUUUAAAUUCAUGUUUUGAUACCAAUGAAACAAAGGUGGGGCCAAUGCAAUUCUUACUUAAAGCCAUAUUACUAAAGGCACAUUAAUAAAAUGAAGUCAGCCAUAAUUGAUUUAUUUAAAACUGCUCAAAGAAAAAACAAUUGGUAAAAAUUGGUUAAAAGAAAAAUACAAAAUCACACAGUACCUCACAUUAGUCUACAAUGAAGUACUAACUACAUAUCAUGAAGGAUUGCUUCAUUUAUAUAGAUCAAUUCAUAUAUUAAAAUUGUCUGAAAAGUAUAACAAAUAUUUUCAUUUCAUCUAAAAAGCAUCACUGUGGAAUCUAAAACAAAUGCAGAUAAUUGAGAAGGAUAGAGUAGGAAGAGGAUAGUCAUAAACUGCAUUCAUGGUCCUUACUUUUCAUUGUAAACAGUCGAUACAGAACACCAUGCACUGGGCGUCUGUCGGUCAACUGCCCGUGGUGUCGGUUGAUUGACACUUAUCGUGGGGGUAGGCUCGCCUGAGCCUACUAUUGGUAACCUUCUCUCCGGAUUGAGCAUUACACCCUGCGUAAACUAAUUGACUAAUUACAUAAAACAAAGACAUUAAAGGAAGAUAUAAUGUCAAUGGAUUGCUUUGAAGUUGUUUGUAAAUAUUAAUAUCAAACACGUGGCUUGAGGGAAGGACAAGGAUGCAGAGAUGGGUUGACUGAUACAGAUUUAUCUCAACACUCCACUAUUUAACCAUACUCACAAACAGUUAGGUAACAAAUGAUAAUUCUCCUUGGAAACUAUGACGCGGGUAUGAAUACAUUUAACUUGCAAUGCAAGACACACUGCUACAGGACAAGGGGAGAUGCAGACUAUAAGUAUCCAUGAGGGAGGUGAGGG
Pungitius pungitius (ninespine stickleback) is the source of this 2182-nucleotide messenger RNA. RefSeq names its product C-type lectin BfL-1-like. The transcript is spliced from 6 exons. The record is from RefSeq and is a predicted model, not a curated record. NCBI's taxonomy places the organism in Eukaryota, Metazoa, Chordata, Actinopteri, Perciformes, Gasterosteidae. Gene Ontology annotation, molecular function: signaling receptor activity. The coding region runs from base 352 to 1044 and encodes 230 amino acids.